GUACGGGCGAGCAGAAGCGUGCCGGUGGCGCCCCGUGGCGGUCGGCGGUCGCCAGUCUUGACAGUAUUAUUGUCAACAAAACGGGAGCGUUGUGUGCUCGGACAGCCAGCGCACCAGCAUUCACGCCGCCGACGAAACGCGGGCAGCACGUGGCGAGCUAAUAUUAUCGCGAACAGACUGCGCGCGCCGUUCCAGUAUCAACACACAAGCCUAUUCGCGCGCAUGUCCGAUUCCAACAAACAACCAUAAAUGUUUAUUUCAAAAUUCCGAGUGAACACCAGCAAUGAGCAUCAGCCGCAAAUGGAGGGAAUAUGUGGCAGCACUCAGUGCUACUUUGAUCACGGCGGCGGCGGGCACGACAGUGGGUUGGACGUCGCCGACGCUCCCCAUCUUGAUGGCGCACGACUCGCCCAUCGAGACCACCGCCGACCAGAGCUCGUGGAUCGCCUCGCUAAUGAUCCUGUGUUCAGCCGCCAGUCCAAUACCCGCGUCAUACCUGGCAGACAGAAUAGGCACGAAGAAAACCCUGCUGCUGGCGGCGGUCCCAUACAUCAUCGGCUGGGUGCUGGUCAUGUUCGCGGGCAACAUCCCAACGAUAUACGCCUCGCGGCUCGUCUCCGGCCUGGGCUAUGGUAUCGCAUAUACCGCCGCUCCUAUGUACUUGGGGGAAAUAGCCUCCGAUGAAGUAAGAGGCGCUAUGGCGACGCUCAUCACUGUUAUGUCUAAGUUCGGAAUCCUGUCACAGUACGCGAUCGGGCCAUACGUUUCGAUGCUGGGACUGGCGAGCUUCAACAUUGCAAUACCAAUCCUGUUCGUGGUCACCUUCAGCACCAUGCCGGAAUCCCCGUACUACUUCCUAAAGCAAGGGCAGCCGGAGCAGGCCGAGAGGUCGCUCAAGAAGCUGCGAGGGCCACGCUACAUGAGAGGGGAAUUGGACAGCAUGACACAUCUGGUGAAUGAAAACAUGAAAGAGAAAAGUCGGUGGAAAGAUUUGUUGAUAGUUGGCGGAAACAGAAAAGGGCUAAUAAUUCUAUACGGCAUUUACUUCACACAACAGUUCUGCGGCAGUACCGCGAUUAUUGCCUACGCCCAGCAAAUCUUUGGUGCCGCAGACGGUGGCUUGGGGGACAAAGAGUCGUGUAUCAUAUUUGGGACAGUGCAGUUGCUAACAUCUGCAAUUUCCUCGCAGCUAGUCGAUAGGUUAGGAAGAAAGCCACUCCUCCUUAUUUCGUCAUGCGGUGUUGGCUUGACUAAUAUUAUUGUAGGGGCGUAUUUCUUCAUUAAGCAUGAAAACAGCGACUAUGUCGUUAAUUUAAAAUUCAUUCCUAUUAUUGUGAUACCAAUAUUUAUAUUUUCAUAUACCAUAGGUUUAGCUACAGUGCCUUUCGCUAUAACAUCUGAAAUAUUUCCUACAAACAUUAAGUCGAAGGCUACGUGUGCUAUACAGAUGUUUGUGGCGUUGAUGACGUUUGCUGUCACCAAGCUGUAUCAAGUGAUUGCGGACAACUACGGCAACCAUGUAGCAUUUUGGGGUUUUGGGGCAUUAUCAGUGGCCGGAGUUGUAUUUAUUUUGGUGCUCCUUCCUGAAACUAAAGGCCAGUCUUUUGCAGCCAUUCAAGAAAAGCUUUAUACUAGUGAUAAAGUUGUUUAUGAAAAACGAGACGACCAUGUUGACAGAGUAAGACUUAAUAUUUAAUUAAAGUCAAUCCGUGUCUACUUUUUGUAUCUAAUUGUAAGGUAAAUUGAUCAAAUUUAUA
Cydia amplana is the source of this 1757-nucleotide messenger RNA. RefSeq names its product facilitated trehalose transporter Tret1-like. Gene Ontology annotation, cellular component: membrane. Gene Ontology annotation, biological process: transmembrane transport. Bases 284 to 1696 code for a protein of 470 amino acids. The record is from RefSeq and is a predicted model, not a curated record. Gene Ontology annotation, molecular function: transmembrane transporter activity. Lineage: Eukaryota; Metazoa; Arthropoda; Insecta; Lepidoptera; Tortricidae. The transcript is spliced from 4 exons.